CUGCGUUUCUACUUCCGGGACGCUCAAUCAGCUGUAACAUUCGCUGCCAGGAGCAACGUUCUCCUCGGAGCGAUGGGGCCAGACGACGGCCCGGGUGCAGCCGUCGCCUGGAGGAAGGUCCUGUGGGAGCGCCAGCCGUACCCGGACAACUACGUGGACCGACGCUUCCUGGAAGAGCUCCGAAGGAAUGAGGGAAUCCGUCAGUAUCGUUACUGGGCUGUGGUGCGCGAGUCAUGCUUGGUGGGGCAGCAGCUCUCCUGCGUGGCUAUUUUCAUCACCCUCUGGCUCUACAUGGAGCAGGGCCUCCUGUCCCCAGAGACCCUCCUGCUUAUCAGCCUAGCGAGCUCCUUACUGGGCUACGGACUGUACCAAGCCCUCGCGUCUCAGGCGGAACCAGUUCUCCAACCUCGGACUCAUUUGGAUGACUUACAGAGCGCCACAAUCUUCCUGUCGUUCAUCUUUGGCUUCUCGCCCGUGCUAAAAACGCUCACAGAGUCCGUCAGCACGGACACAGUCUACGCCAUGUCGGCCGUCAUGCUGCUGGCUCACCUGGUGUCCUUCCCUUACACCCAUCCCUCACCUCCGGGCAGCCUGUCCCUCAACGCAGCCUUGUUUGCAUCUGUGUGUCUGGCCUCCCGCCUCCCGGGCGCCCUGCAUACCUUCACCAUGCUCAGCUGCGCCCUCCUGGUCUUCGCCCUUUGGCCCUGCCUCCUGAGGCGGGUGAAGAACGGGGCCCCGCGUCACUUUGCCGCCGUGUGCGCCGGGGUGUGCGCGGCGGGCGUAGGGGGGCUGGCGUCGCGCUGGCCCGGCGGGGCGGUCAUCCUGGCGCUGGCCGUGGCCAGCGUGAUUCUCCUCUGCCCCUGGCUGCUGAUCCGCUUGCAGAGGCACAAGGACAACAUCCAAGGGCCGUGGGAUGAGGCGGAGAUCCGCGAGGACCUCAGCCGCUUCCUCCAAUAAAUGAGGCCUGCUUGAAACAGACAUGAGCUGGACACUUGAUUAGGUACAUGAUCUUAUGAGAUCAGCUUUUACCAAGAUAACAAAAACUGUAAACAAUAAUGAAUGGUUUUUUUUUUUUAACUCUCUUCACAAAGGUUUUGUUUUUAUAGGUAAAGCUGCUAUUUUAAUAUCUCAAGUAUUGACCUCAAUAGUUGAGGUUACUGUGAAUUGUGGAUACUAUGCACUCAUUUGAUAUGGUCAAUGUGGAAAAUAUACACAAUGCAAAUUACAACCCAAAUCCAAUCUUCAUCCUAAUCUGCUGGGUCGAAAGAAUGAACCCAAUUUUGAGUUAAAGUAACUCAAUCUGCUCAAAAUCUUCUAUACAGCCUCUUCCUGCAUAGCUGAAGCUUCUUUUCAGAGUAUGGCCACAAGAAGGCACACUCACUCACCGCAGUACUGUAUUUACAAUUUUUUUUCAUUGAAUUAUUUUGUAUUUAUGGCCAAAAGUGUUUUCACACAAAUAUUUACAAUAAUUAUGAUUUUACUACUGACAAACUACAGGUUAGUUGACCCACAGGUAGAAAUUGCCGCUAUGUCGCCAUUGAAGCAACCUGUAUUAUUAUGGAACCUUGUUAUUAAAAAAAUAUAUAUUUGUGCAAAUAAAAGUUUCUAAUUUUACAA
Molecule: messenger RNA, 1617 nt
Organism: Syngnathus acus (greater pipefish)
Lineage: Eukaryota; Metazoa; Chordata; Actinopteri; Syngnathiformes; Syngnathidae
Gene: pigc
Product: phosphatidylinositol glycan anchor biosynthesis, class C
Exons: 3
Coding region: 73-957 (294 amino acids)
Biological process (GO): GPI anchor biosynthetic process
Cellular component (GO): membrane; glycosylphosphatidylinositol-N-acetylglucosaminyltransferase (GPI-GnT) complex
Source: RefSeq, a predicted model, not a curated record